Molecule: messenger RNA, 1059 nt
Organism: Lactuca saligna
Lineage: Eukaryota; Viridiplantae; Streptophyta; Magnoliopsida; Asterales; Asteraceae
Source: the annotation of a GenBank genome assembly
AUGGCACGUCCUUCUUCAUCAUUUAUUUCAUUCUUCAUCAUUUUGCACCUCUUAUUAAAUUGUAAUUUGAAUGCAAAUGGAUGUUACACUUCAAUCAUCGGUUUUGGAGACUCUCUAUUCGACACUGGCAACCUAAAACACCUAAGCCAAUUUUCAUUGCCUUUCUUUUAUCUCCCUUAUGGUGAAACCUUUUUUCAUAAGUCCACUGGUCGUGCUUCUAAUGGUCGCCUCAUGAUCGAUUUCAUUGCUGAUAGCCUCAAGCUACCAUUCGUACCACCUUUUUUCGAUGAUAAUGGGAAUGAGAAGAUGGAAUUGGGACAAGGAGUAAAUUAUGCGGUAAUAGGUGCAACCGCAAUGGAUUAUUCUAUUCAUAAAGCCACUGGGGUUCAUAGUAUAUUGACAGAUGGAUCUUUACGAGUUCAGCUUGAGUGGUUCAAAGAAUCAAUAUGUGCCAAUGUUUCAGAUUGUAGCCACUUAAUUGGAGAUUCCUUGAUUAUCAUGGGUGAGACUGGAUUAAACGAUUAUCUUAAAGCAUUCAGUGGUGCAAAAUCCAUAGAUGAGAUUAAAAUAUAUGUUCCAUUUGUUGUUGAAGCCAUUAUCUCAGUAAUAAAUGAAGUUCUUGAACUUGGGGCCAAAACAAUACUUGUAUCAGGAGAACUACCAGCGGGAUGCUUCCCAACGAUUUUAAAACUCAGCAAUGAAUCUGAUAAGACCAAUUAUGAUAAUGUAACUGGAUGUCUAAUCAAGUCAAACAAGCUUGCUGAGUACCACAAUGAACUUCUCGUGAAAGAAUUAAAUAAAAUUCGAGAGCUGUAUCCUGAUGCAAAUCUCAUAUACGCUGAUAUCUACAAUGCUGCCAUGCAAUUUUAUCGCUCUCCAAAAGAAUAUGGAUUCACAAGUGGAGCUUUAAAGGCAUGUUUAGAUACAUAUGUUUCCUGGGAUGGGAUGCACUUAACAGAAGCAGCAUAUAAAAUUAUCUCAAAGAGCUUAUUGCAAGGGCCAUACACGGUGCCCCAAUUCAACUCCUCAUGCGUUGAUGGAUUAUCAAGUUUUAUGUAA